GUCACUACUACUGCUGCUGCUGCUAUACCAUCUUAACUCAACUGUUCAGCAAAAUGUCUGCCAAGAACGAGUUCCUUUGCAUCCUCCCGGACAAGCCCGACGCAUUGGCCAGAAGACUGGAAGUGCGCGCACAACAUCUUGCAAAUGUCACCCCUCUUGUUGAGUCCGGAAAGGUUGUCCUGGGCGGAGCCAUGCUCGACCAGCACCCGAAACCAGACGACUCCGUCUCCUUCAAGGGCAGUGUUAUGAUAUACGUCGCAGAGAGCAAGGAGGAGGUCGAAGAGUUGGUGAAGAAUGAUAUUUACACCAAGUCUGAUGUAUGGGACCUAGAGAAGGCUCAAAUCAUUCCGUUCAAGUCUGCUGCUCGCUUGGCUUUGUAGAUCUCUCUCCCAUAGUUGACGAAUGCAAUGACAUCGUUGAUCCCCGUGACAAUAUGUUGAAUGGUUCCUUUUGACGGAUUGUAGUAUACCACUGAAACCCUUUGUGCAUGACAGCUGAUAAAUUUUUAGGUUCGAAUCGACAUACUCGAGUCGCGCUUCUCCACAACCCUCCCGUGGUAGUUAGGC
Messenger RNA from Aspergillus aculeatinus CBS 121060, 566 nucleotides. RefSeq lists its product as uncharacterized. The record is from RefSeq and is a predicted model, not a curated record. NCBI's taxonomy places the organism in Eukaryota, Fungi, Ascomycota, Eurotiomycetes, Eurotiales, Aspergillaceae. Bases 54 to 380 code for a protein of 108 amino acids. The transcript has 4 exons.